Cloeon dipterum is the source of this 4821-nucleotide messenger RNA. RefSeq names its product Tsc1 (gene Tsc1). Gene Ontology annotation, cellular component: TSC1-TSC2 complex. Gene Ontology annotation, biological process: negative regulation of TOR signaling; regulation of cell cycle; negative regulation of cell population proliferation. The record is from RefSeq and is a predicted model, not a curated record. Bases 358 to 3516 code for a protein of 1052 amino acids. NCBI's taxonomy places the organism in Eukaryota, Metazoa, Arthropoda, Insecta, Ephemeroptera, Baetidae. The transcript has 17 exons.
AUUCCGCUCUAACAUGGCGAGAACUAGUGUCGAUUUUUAGUCAGCUGGUCGCCUGCCUAUCUUGCUGGUAACACGUCUGUUUUUAUCGCUCUCUGUCCACAAAUUGGCUGCCGUCCGAGGGGGACAUGCAGUUGGCGAGUUACAGACGUCAUCAAUCUCUCAUUCGUACUUAGGUUGCAGGCCAUGUUAACCACCUGGGGAGCGGCGUUGGACGAUCCGAGUCGCUUGGCACUUGAACUAACAGAGACGAGUCUAGUGCUGCGUUUAUGUUUCGACACUCGGCGCCGACCAACUCCUCUGAUUGUCUGACGCAAAUAAUAACAACAAGGGAGAAGUCGUUCAUCAACAGACUUCACCAUGGACGUAACUCAAGCGUCGGAGCUGUUUGAGCGGCUCGAGUCACACGAACCCCUCGUCGUUGAUGAAACCAAGCAGAUUUUCCACAAUUUCUUCAACAAAACUAAAGACAACUGGUUAAUGAAUGGAUUCUUUGACCGCUACCUGAAUACAAAUUCCAGCCGCGUCAUUGACGUCAUUGUUGGCGUACGAGAACCUCAUGACUUCCAUUUGUUUGAGAGAAUUGCUGAUUCUUUGAGAGGGCAACACAAACUUCAGGGACUCACACUCUUUGGAUACAUUGUGCGGAAGCAACCUAUCUGGCUUUAUCGAAUUGCUCAGCACCCUCUCUUGAAAGAACUGCUGAAGUUACUCAAGGUGGAGACGGAGAUAGUGCCGAUGAUGAGUGCUUUACUGGUUUUGAUCAUCUUGCUGCCUAUAAUUCCUGGCUACGUCAAACCAGUUCUGCAUGACAUCUUUGAGAUCUUGAGCCGACUUGCCUCCUGGAAAUCAAACCAAGCAAAGUUGUCAGAAGAGCACCUUAACCAUUUGCAGAUUGGUCUCUAUUUUCUAUUCCAACGGCUGUAUGGCAUGUUUCCCUGCAGCACUUAUCAUUUCCUCAAGGCCCACUACUGCAGACAAGAAAACUUGGGCAUUUUCAAGCACACGAUCAAGCCCAUGCUGGAGACUGUUCGCUUCCAUACGCUGUUGGUCACAGCCAAUCCUGAAACGGAAACCAUGCAAGAGAGGUGGAUGAACAAAGGCCAUCAUGAUGUGAUCAUGGAGUGUGCUGAGUUCGCCCUGGAGCGACUGUAUGGGAAUGUGCAGAGGGACGCCGAUUCCAGUGCUCAAAGCACUCAAAGGCAUCACGCCAUGAUGGAUCGAUCCACCAGGAACUUAGAGGAACGGCUACAAUUCUCAAACGCCAGCCCUGUCGCCUCCCUUACUUUGCAGACGGAUGCAUGGUCACCGAGUCUGUCUUGUUGCCUGGACACGCCGCCUGCAAGCAAGAUAUCUCACCCGCACACUCCUGUUACCCACAACAAGUCCUACAGUAUUGGCUACCACCAUGAAGGUUCCUCUCCCCCAGAGGCUGGAGUUGAAGCAACCCCAGAAAACACACCAGUCAAGGACACGCGUCCCUUGCCUCAGAAAUUGCCUGUUGCUGGCUCAACUGCGGUCCGAGCCCUCAAUCUUUUAGGGAACAAGCCGAAUUCGUCUCGCAGCACAAGCCCAAAUCGAUCAACUCCCGCUUCCCCUCUGCGGAAAGAGCCGUCGCCUUUUCAUUUUGGUGUCGAGGAGAGAGUCAGUAGUACCGUGUUUCAAAAGGUUCUGUCGGAACGGCAGAACUCAAUUGAGGGGCCUAAGAAAAACGGCAUUGCGGCUUUUAACAAUAGUCUGGAACUCAAGGACCAGCCACUGAUGCCUAGAACAGCCCCUGUGAUGGUGGAGAACACAAGCCACGAGCAACACAACUGCAAGACAUUGAACGAAUCUGGAGAGUACGAGGAGUGCCAGUACGCUCAAGGGUCACCUUGCACUUCAGAAGGGCUGCACAUGCCUGACAGCCAGUCGUUGCUCACAAUUGCGAGGAGGGUUCGGUCGCAGGCACGAGACAGGUACAACAGUCUGUGCUCAGCAUCAUCUGGAACGAGUCCCAGCGAAGGACCCAACUUCCCUAUCACCACCAAAAUGCGCCGCAUCAGCUCUUGCCCUAACAUGAAGAGACUGGAUGAGAAGGAUGAGCACAAAAAUGAAGAGCGUGACAAUAAUGUUGUAGCUGUGAAUGGAAACGGGAAACUUGGGAACUUGAUACCUGUGAAGGAGUGUUUGUCGUUGGGCACCCAGACGUCACUGGACCAGUGGCCCAAUCAGCCCUAUGAGCAUUUAAUUCCAGCCGUUUACCCAGCCGGCCAGCAAGAUCCAGUCUACAAGAAUCAGGGGUUUUCGCCUUAUGAGCUGUUGGAAGAGUGCAUUUCGGUCGCAAUCGCAGACCACUCAAUUCCACACCAAAAGCAUGACGCCCGCAAAGAGAACAAAGCAACAGGAGCUGAAUCCGAGGUGAAGUCGCUGAAACUGCAGUUGAAGUUGAUGUUCCUGCAGCUGCAGUUUGAACGUUACAGAAGAGAGGUGCAUGCUGAACGAAACAGGAGACUGGCUGGCAAGUCGAGGUCAAGUAGAGCUCUGGAAGAGCACAACGCUGCGCUGAAAGAGCAGAUUAACUUGCUGCAGAAGGACAUUGAUAGGCUUCAGACUGAGUUGGAUGCGAAAAGGAAGAAAAUGAUGCAAAUGGACGAUGAACAUGUAGAAAACACCAAUUUUUGGCAGGGAAAGUUUUCCAACUUGGACAGGGAGAAUCAGUCGCUGCAGUUAGCAAACAAAAGUCUCCAACAGCAAUUGGCGCAGCAAAACCUGCAUAUCGCAGAUUUAAAUAAAAGUGUUGAGAAGGCACACGCCACAAUAUUUGAUCUGAACAGUGAACUGAAAAACCUCCAAGAAAGUGCCAGUACCAGCGAGAGAUUAUUAGGAGAACUUAGCCAGUUGCAGAAGCAGACAGUGCUGAUGGGGGAACUUUUCUUGAGGCAUAAGGAGCAGCUGGAAAAAUUGCCUUUGCUUGCUCAGAGAGAUGAAGAGGUUGUCAGGCUGGAUGAAUCUUGCAAAAAGGAGAUAUUUGAUGCCAAAAUGAUGCUUGAGUCGCGAAGCUCCAAUCUGGAAGCAUUGAAAGCUAGGGUCCUGGACCUAGAGACCUCCAAUAGCCGCAAGGAGAAUUUGAUAUCAGAGCAGAAAAGACUACUAAAAGCCACGAAAGAGGAGGCGGCGUCAUGUCAAGAGGCUCUAGAGAACAAGUACCAUCUUUUGCGAAGCAUUAAUCAGAAGUAUGAAGAAGAGAUCUUGAAGCUGUCGGAAAUGAACGAGAGCUACAAAUCUCAGCUAGACGCGAAGCUAUCAAAAGCUAUCAAACAAGGCGGACAAGGUCCUCUGGCAGACACUCUGUCCAGGAGUUCGUCAUCGGCCUCUUCAUCUGUUACCACUGCAACAGCACUGACUGACAUCACCGACCUGCACUCGCUAGUGGAUCCGCGGCCCGGGCAUCCCUCAGCUUCACCAGCUUCCCCACUCUUACGCGCAACAAAAUCAGAUUCGGCAGCAACCUCUUCUUCGGCAAGCCAAAGAAACUGAAGUAAGAAGAACACGGCAGCUAAUUCAUUAUUGGUACGAUUCCUCUUGGUAAAAUCACCCCAUGUAGCACUGUUAUGCUAAUUUUUUUUAAGAAAUUGAUCAUGAAGACUGGAUAUAUUUAAAUUGUACUCGGAAAAAUUUGCCAGUCCAGCACAGCCUUUUAAUUGGAGGGACUGACGUAGAUUUGAGAUGGUCUAUUUAGAAUACAACCUGAACAUAAUAUACAGACACAUUUUAAUCAAUGGCAAAGUUGUAUCAAUUUGGCGAUUGCUGGUACUUGGGUUUGCAAACAUACGGUGCUGUUUUGUGGAAUCGAUGAUAUACUGGCCGUUAAUAGCGUUUUGAGAAACAAUUCUGUUGGCCAUUGGUUGCUGAAACACCGAUUUUUAAUUGAUGUUUUAAUUGGUUCUUGUUGCACUUUCAAUGAAAAUACUCAGUUUAUAAGAGAAGAUUUGAAAUGACUGUCAGAUGAUUUCGAUCCAGGUAUUUUUGGCUUGUUGUUGUGUUGUUCUAUGAAAAGCUGCCAGUGUACACCAUAUCAAGCUCAAAUUUGCACUCAUUCAUUGUCAGUUAGGAGUUUGAGAUUCUCCAAGGAUUCUGCUCAUUAAAAUAGUGUCACUUAAGUUCUCAUAAUCAGUUAUUAAGAAACCCAGUUUCUAAAUCAAAAUAAUUCUUGAAAUUGCAAAUUAAUUCGCUUUGGCAAUAACCGACGGAAUUUUGUGGUUAUUUCAACCGACAAAUUCUUUCACCAAUUUAGAGCGCAAAGAGAUCGGUGAAUGUCUCCGUGCAAAGCUAACCGCGAUUUUGAAUAACUUAAAAUGCUUGAUGCUCACGACAGUUUCUAGUCCAAUAUUUAAAACCUAUGAAUAGCUUGUGUGACACGCUGAAGGGGUUUUGUCAACAGAACUGCGCAACAGCCACUGACUGAAUACCUCAGUUGAAACAAUCGACUUUAGGAAAAUUUGCGAGUAAAGUUCCUAUUUUCAACACACAAUAUGGUUACAGCUUUGACCUUUGCACUUAUUAUAAUCUCUGCCAACAUCUUGCUUUGGAGAAGAUAAUGAAGUAAACCACUUCAGCAAUAUAUUUGGCAUGUUUUUGUUUCAUACUGCAUGAAGCCGCCUUGUCAAAAGUUGUAAAAUCGCAUCCUGCGGUGGUGGUUCUGAAGAUCAAAUUACUUGUCUAGCUUCGAAACUUCUACAUUUUCAUGCCAAUUUUAUGAAUUGAUACACAAUGUGCCAGUUUAGCAUUCAUUUUGUGGAAGUUUCUAACAUAAAAAAAUUCCAUAUUAUGUUGCAAAAAUAA